GCACAGUGGGAGUGUUCCGCCUCUGUCAAGGGCUCCUUCUCCAACACUGCUGUCAUUUACAACCAGAAAACACACAAAGAAAGACGACUGGUGAGAGUGUAAAUCUGAGCGCGUGACAGUGCUGCAUGUGUGUCCGUGUUCAUGCUGUCUGCGGGUCGUCGGGUCUGAUCUCGGGCGCAGGUGGAUCAUUUACCGCAUUCAUCAGCUGAGCCUCGGACAUCAGCAUCAGCAUCAGUCGGUCUGAGUGUUUGUGAAGUGGCCUGAGUCGUGUGGAUCUUCUGCUCCCCUGUCCCAGGACCCUGAGCUCAGGCUGAAUAGCUCCUCCGUCACCCCAGACUGGACCUCUGAGGCGUGGGACCCGGUCCAGGACCCCAGACCCCCUCCGGCCCACGGGCACAUCGGCACUUUAGCACCGUCUGCCAGUCAUGAGUGAAUUCUGGUUGUGCUUCAACUGCUGUAUCGCCGAGCAGCCGCAGCCGAAGAGGCGGAGACGUAUAGAUCGGAGUAUGAUCGGUGAACCAACCAAUUUUGUCCACACGGCCCACGUAGGAUCUGGAGAUAUCUUCAGUGGCAUGAACUCUGUGAACUCAAUCCAGAACCAGAUGCAGUCUAAAGGAGGGUAUGAAGGAGAGGCCAUGUCUGUGAACGUGCAGAUGCAGCUGGUGGAUACAAAAGCAGGAUAAUGCGUGUUGCUGGCAGGGGUUCAGUGAUGAGUGAUUCCUGCUCUUACUUCUCUCCAUGUGUCCUCGACGGCCACUCCUCACCUCAUUACCCAGCAAACACAGGGACGGUGGUGAAGAGGGACGCCACACGCCUCAUCUCGGACGCUCGCAUGCCUACCAGUGCCAGUCCUGCUUCCAUCUGUGCUCUGCUGUAAACCCUUGCUUUCUCAUCACACACAUCUGUGGGUCUGGAACCAGUCCGAACAGUCGCUUUGGGUCGGUUCUGUUCUGUUUGCUCGUGUAAAGACUGCUGUUUGUGUGUGGAUUAAUCCUCAGCGCGGAGCCAGCCGACAGCAAUGUUCGUAUGACAAAACUGACCCGUCAAGAAGCGCUUGUGUUUGAACACGAGCUCAACAAAUGCCAUUCGUAAGGACAUGUGAUUUUUACUUUGCUGUUUACAAUGUUCCAGUUUGCAUUUCUUGUUUUUUUCUGUUCACAUAAGAACUGAUGUUGAAAGUCAUGAGUGGCUUUUCUGCUGUGUCCAUGUUACCGUCCCAAACUUGAUGUAGAGCUAUAGAUAGUGUUCAGAAUCAGAUCAAAUGGAUAAAAAGCUAUUUUAGUUCUAGUGCUCUUUAUUGAUAUAUCUGCAGUUACUCAAUAGAUAAGGUCACAAGACAUAUGAGGUGAAAUUGACCUCGCUCAGGAAACAUCAGCGGCCGCAGCGUCCCGAUUGAAGAUGGUACAGUAGAUCAUGAUUAAACCUUUGAGAUGCACAAUGAGAUCCUGUUUUUGUGUGUAAAAGACCCUGAGGGGGCCGAGUGAUGGAAAACAUGUCAAAUGGGAGGAAAACAAAACUUUAUUUCAAUGCUUUUGCGUUCGCUCGCAAAUGUUUUGCAUUUUUUUCCCAAGAAACUUUGAGUUGGAUUCAAAGCUGGUUAUGAUAUGAGAUUUGAGCAAAAUCUAUGUUGCAAUGCUUUUGUGAGUUUUUGGGGGAAUGCAAUAUGUUGGUGAGCAUGUUUGAUCACUGGCUCGUCCGCUGGAUCCAACCGAAAUAUUAUGGAAAUAUCACAUUGGUACCUUAUAUUCUGAAAGGCCUUCAUAUUGCAAAGUCACGGUUUAAU
Molecule: messenger RNA, 1783 nt
Organism: Pimephales promelas (fathead minnow)
Lineage: Eukaryota; Metazoa; Chordata; Actinopteri; Cypriniformes; Leuciscidae
Gene: cdc42se2
Product: CDC42 small effector 2
Biological process (GO): regulation of Rho protein signal transduction
Cellular component (GO): plasma membrane
Molecular function (GO): small GTPase binding
Source: RefSeq, a predicted model, not a curated record